This is a messenger RNA of Quercus lobata, 425 nucleotides long. RefSeq lists its product as uncharacterized. Bases 69 to 425 code for a protein of 118 amino acids. Lineage: Eukaryota; Viridiplantae; Streptophyta; Magnoliopsida; Fagales; Fagaceae. The transcript is spliced from 4 exons. The record is from RefSeq and is a predicted model, not a curated record.
UGAACCACAGAUCUCUUAUACAACCAUCAGAGACUUUACUAGUUGAGCUAACUGGAACCCACUUGGACAUGGUUGUUAAGUCGUUGAACGAUGGUGUUGUAGUCAACAAAUUCAAAUUUAUGAUGAGGGCCAAGAAUUGCCCUUUCUUCAAUGUAACUUGCAUCCAUGUAUUGAGCAUCCAAAUCAGGAUUGGACAAUAUCUUCACGUCUUCCCUUUUUCACAACUGGAAGUAUUUGCCGAAAAUCACCACCUAAAACCACAACUUUGCCACCAAAAGGUUGACUCAUCAUUAACAUUAACCGGGAUGUGGAAUUGUGAAUGUGCUGUUCGGCCACCAAGAAGUAAAAGAGCAGCAAUACCUGAAGAAGGAACUGCAAGAGCAAUUUUUCCUUUUGAUCUUACAGUAGCCAAAAUUGUUCUAUAA